AUGUUUGAACAAUAAUUUAUUGAAAAUCGUAAAUCAAAAUAAGAACAAGUAAUAAAUACGAAAUCUAGGCAUUUAAUCGUUAUGAAUUAAUUAAAGAAGAAAGUAUUUAAUAGUUUUUAUGACUCCAUUAGGAAGAUAAUUGGAAUAAUAGAUUUUAUGUUUUAAAUUAAAAUAAAAAUGAAUCUGUUGAUAAAUAGAAACCUAAGUAAAUCAAUAAUACAUCAAAAUUACUUGAAGUUUAAGAUUAUUACAAUAUACCUGAGUUUCAUAGGUAAAAUGAAACAUCUUAUUAUUUAGAUAGUUAUUUUUGAUGUGUCUACAAACAGUACCAAAAAAUAAUUAAGCUAUUCAAUUUGAAAUAGAAGAAAUGUAACAAAAGAAAUCUCAUAUAUAAGUAUUAUUAUAGUAUAAACUUAGCUUUGUAUGCAAGCAGUAGAAGCAAGAGAAAAGUGUUUAUCCUUUUUAAUUAAUCAUAUUCAAUAAUUAUUAGAUUAUCCUGGAGAUGAAUAACUAUUACAAAAAAGUGCUGAAUUAAUAACACAUUUAAGGAUUCUAUCAAUUAAUGUCGUAGAAUAAAUUAUUGGAUGGAGACAAUAUCUAAUGAAAUUUUUGGUUAAUAUUCAUUCUGAAGAAAGUAUUUCUCUUCCAUAUAUAUAUUUAAGAGAAAAUUAUUUGAUUAAGGUUAAAUAUAAUAUAAUCUAUUUUCAGAUGAGAAAGGAUAUUUAGUACAUAACAAGUUCAAUUCUAUCAAAUUAUUAUCAAUUCUCUAUUAAGCCUGAUCCUUUCUUUGUUGCAAUAACUAAACCAGCCGAAGAUUCUAAUAAAAUUGUUCAGUUCAUAUCCAAGCCUCUAUUAAAGAGAAUUAAAAAUUGUGAAGUCAUAAUAUAAGAAGAAGCUUUAUAAAUAUCAAAAGAUGAUAAAUCAAUUUAUAAUUAAGCUAAUUCAAAAGACUAAAUUAAAAUGAGUCCAGAAAAAGCCAUUCAUCCAGGACGUAUAAGACCUCCUAAACGAUAGGAAUAAAGCUAAAAUUAAAAAGUAAAAGUUUCUUUAUUUUAUUAAUAGAGAAUAAUUUAUAAGUAAAAUGAUCACAAUAACGAGUUAUUAUCUAAUUAAGCAUAAAAUUUAGUUCCAAAAAAUAUCCCAUUAAGAUAACCAAAUAAAUAAGGAAGUGUUACUCCUUAAAAAUAAAACUCGGUAAAAGUAACACCAAAUGAUUCAAAUAAUAAGCAAUAAGCAUAAUAAUAAAACUUAUCUCAAUCAGAAUAAAAGAAAUAAAUUUCAGUUCAUGCUGCUGUUCCUUUUAUUGAAUAAUAAAAUAUAAUAGUUGAUGAUGAUGACACAUUUAAAGUAAAAAAAUGUCAACUUAUAGAUCAAAAAGUUAUAGAUCAUUUAAAUAAUAUUAAUGAAGACUUCUAAAAAUGUUGGAGAGGAGAGAUUUAGUUGAUGCAAAAUUAAUAUGAUUAAUAAGAUGAUAGUUUUUGUUUGGGAAUAUAUUAAAAAGAUUAAUUGUUAGCUUUAGGAUAAUGUUACUUAGACUAGUCUUUAUAAGAGAGAAGAUUGAUGUUAAGUCAUUUUUCAACUAAGGAUCCAUAAUAAUUUUAAGAGUUAUUGAAAAUAAUACUUAAAUUUAUUUGGGAAAUUGAUCCUUGUUAAGAAAUAAGAAUGUCUUUAUAUCAUUAUAAUUAAAAUGAUUCAUUUUAAGCAAAUAAGGAAAUAACAGCAAAAUUAAAAGAAUUGGGGUUCAAAUGGAAAGUAGUAUAGAGUGUAAAUUCUGAAACCAGAUUUACAGUAAUGGGUAAAAUAAAAAAGUUUAUUAUAAGCUAUUAGACGACCUUCUGAUAUUGAUUAACCUAAACAGUUUGAUCCAAUAUUUUUAUAACAUCUCUAUCUUACGUGUGAUUAAAAUUGUAUCUAAAACAAAGAGUCCUUUACUUCACUAUAUUGUCUAACAACUCUAAACACUAAAAUAGAUUUGGAUGAUGAAAUGAUCAAUCAGUACAAAGAUAGUUUAGUAUAAGCAGUAUAAUAUUCAGAAUAAAUUAGUAAUUUGGAUUCAAAGGGAUUAAAUUACAAGAGCAUUCUUAAAAUGACUUUAAUAUUUACAUAAAUCAAUACUUUGAAGGUUUUGAAUAAAUCAAUCCUUUUAAUUCUGAGGUUACUCUUUCCUCUGAUAAAGUUAUUAGUAGUUUUUGUAAAGAAUGUUAUAAAUGGUCUAAAUGUAAAUUAGCACAACACCAAAGACUUAUUUAUAAUGGAUUUUAGACUGUAUCCAAUAUAGAUAAUGCAAAAGUAUUGAUGUCUGAAUCAGGAAAUCUAAAAGUUUAUUUAAUAUCAUCUGAUUAAAGUAGUACUAGCAUUUUUGUAUUUGAAUGUAUUUUAAACAUAAUAUUUUAGAUAAUGAGGAGAUAACAUUGUAAAAGGUAUAAUUAAUUUUAAAUUAAUGUGGAGUAUAAGUUCCAAUUGAUUAGAACCUUUAUGUUCCAUAAUUCAUAGUGAAUAGUAAAGUUAAAGUGUCAAAUAAUGUAAUUGGAUUAGGGAGAUUUAGCACUGCUUAUAGACCUAAGAUGGUUGACAUAUAAAGUGCUCAAGGUUACAUAAUCAAACCUCCAUUUAUAUUUGGUAUCUCAUAAUUAUUACAAUAUAGGUAUUAUAAAUGAUGAUUUCAAUGAAAUAACAGGAAUGCCCAAUUUAUUUUUUUAAGUUUAGGAUAUUCACUGUCUCUAAUUAUGA
Molecule: messenger RNA, 2730 nt
Organism: Paramecium sonneborni
Lineage: Eukaryota; Ciliophora; Oligohymenophorea; Peniculida; Parameciidae
Source: the annotation of a GenBank genome assembly